Molecule: messenger RNA, 1470 nt
Organism: Chironomus riparius
Lineage: Eukaryota; Metazoa; Arthropoda; Insecta; Diptera; Chironomidae
Source: the annotation of a GenBank genome assembly
AUGAAAUUACGAAUCCCAAGACGGAUAAAAGUAGAGGAUGAUUCUUCAGACUCAGAAAAUGAGCCUAUCACAUCAACAUCAUCUGGAAAUUUUACAAAUGCACAAAAUAAUAUUGAGAAUGAAAUUGAAAAAGACAAAGUGCUAUCGUUCGUAACAAGUGAUACGGGAUACAAUGGUGGACUUAGUGUGAUAAGUGGUGCACCGACACGAACAACAUCAACGUUAACACCAACAACUUUAAGAAAUAUUGAACAGACAUUUCAAGAUCUCACAAAUGAUUUAUCACAAUCCACUCCUUAUCAAGCGGGUUUUGUUCCACCUCUUCCAGCGCCUAUAACAAAUCAAGAUCAAUAUGUAGUGCCUGCGUAUCAGCAAUCACAAGCAAUGAUUCCAUCAUUUUUAACUGAAGAAGCAAACAAUAGCAUUGAGUCGUUAGAAACCAGUUCAAUGUCAGACAGUUCGUGGCAUACACCCCCACCAUCCAUGAUGGACGAUGUAAAGGGAUCAUCAUAUGGAAAAGGUCGUCCGAGAACAAAUUAUGCAUCGAGUUCUGCAUCCACACAAAGUAAUGAAAAGCCACGCCGAAAUGUUGGGGGAAGGAAACCAAAUAAACCAUCAAAUAUCUCGCCUGAAGAAGAGGAAAAAAGAAAAGUACGCCGUGAGAGAAACAAACAAGCUGCGGCAAGAUGCCGUCGUCGGCGUGAAGAUCAUACACAUGAACUGCAAAAACAAGUUGAUGCUAUGGAAGACAAAAAGCGACAAUUAACCACCGAAAUUCAACAAAUGAAUAAAAUGCGUGAUGAGUUAUGCGAAUUAAUAGAUGAACAUAAACGAUCUACUGGUUGUAUUAUAGGCGAUAGGGAGUCACCAGCUGACGUAAAGCCAAAUUUAAAUGGAAAAAUAGAGAAUGUUCUUGAAAAGUUUACAUCAAAACCAUCAACAACGAUGUCGAUACAACGUCCUGCAAAUUUCACAAAUUCAUUUAGCAAUAAUAAUAAUAAUAAUACCAUGAAUGCCAAUAGUAAACUAUCACUCAAAAUUAAAGCUGAACCUCUCGAUCUCUAUGACGAUGAGCCACCGAUUAAAAAACGAUGCGAGAUGCUCUCAGGACAAGAAUAUGAUAUUACAACUCCAACAACACCGUACAUGCCUCAAUUAAAUACACCAACUUUUAUUCCAAAUAAACAGUCACUGAUAAACAAACCAAAUCGUCCAUCUUCUCUCAAUGUGCCUGCAAAUUUAAAACCAUCUGAAGCACUUCAACGAAAGAAUGUAACCGAUCUUGCUGGCAUUAAUGUCUGUACUCCAUCAACAGGCAUGUUUAAUUUCGAGUCACUCAUGGAAGGUGGUACUGGUCUAACUCCAGUAUCAAAUCCUCUUAUUCCAUGUUCAACACAAAAUCGCAACCCAUUAGAAAUGCUUAAUACUCCCACUAGCGGAAGCGAACCAAGCAAACUUGUUAGUCUUUGA